AGCGGGAGGAGGAGGAGGAGGAGGAAGAAGGAGAGGAGCAGGAAGAGGAAGGGGAAGAAGAGGAGGAGAGCCCCCCUCCCCGGAGCCGGCCGAGGAGCUCUUUCUGCGGAGGUGUGUUUCUCCCGUCCGGCUGGGACACUGCUUGUGCGACCGGGCCAAAAAUGGAACGCAACAGACGCCUUUCCUCUGACGGAGUGACCUUUUGCAUUUCCCUUUAAGACUGCUUUCUCCGAUCCUGUCCACUCAAGCCGCGGCCUUUCCUGGUGGCUUUCUCCUCUUCCUUUUCUACUUGGGCCGGCAGUCUCCGUUUCUUCCUCUCCCCCACUUUGAGGGUCCCCCCAGAACCCUUGACUCUCCUUGUGCGCACACCCAACCGCCGCCAUGCUUCUCUCACCUUCGAGUUUCGUCCUUCGGGUGCUGAACAUCCGGACAAGCUCUGCCCUUUUCUUCUGGCUUUUGGGGCUCGCCCUGCGCUCGCUCCCCCUUUCGGGGCAGAAACCCGAGGACAAAUACCCUGUGGUGCCCACCAAUUAUGGGAAGCUGCGGGGAAUCAAGAAAGACCUGAACAACGAGAUCCUUGGCCCCGUGGUGCAGUACCUGGGCAUCCCUUACGCCACGCCGCCCGUGGGGGAGAGGCGCUUCCAGCCCCCCGAGGCGCCCGCUUCGUGGUCUGAGGUGCGCAAUGCCACCGCUUUUGCUCCCGUCUGCCCGCAGAACAUCCACGGCAUGCUGCCCGGGAUCAUGCUGCCCGUCUGGUUCACGGACAACUUGGAAAUCGUCGCCGGCUAUGUCCAGAACCAGAGUGAAGAUUGCCUCUACCUCAACAUUUACGUGCCAAUGGAGGACGGUCCGCUCACGAAAAAGCGUGAGGAGGCAUCAACUAACAAUCCCACUCCAGACGAAGAUAUCCGGGACAGCGGCAAGAAGCCCGUCAUGCUCUUCAUCCACGGCGGAUCCUACAUGGAAGGAACGGGGAACAUGUUCGACGGCAGCGUUUUGGCUGCAUACGGCAACGUGAUUGUCGUCACCAUGAACUACCGGCUCGGCGUGCUGGGCUUCAUGAGCACCGGCGACCAAUCGGCCAAGGGAAACUACGGCCUCCUCGACCAAAUCCAGGCCUUACGGUGGUUGAACGAGAACAUCGGCCAUUUCGGGGGAGACCCCGAGCGGAUCACCAUCUUCGGCUCGGGGGCCGGCGCCUCCUGCGUCAACCUCCUCAUCCUCUCCCACCAUUCGGAAGGUCUGUUCCAGAAAGCCAUUGCUCAGAGCGGCACAGCCAUCUCCAGCUGGUCGGUCAACUACCAGCCCCUCAAGUACACCCGCAUGCUGGCCUCCAAGGUGGGCUGCGACCACAUGGACACCAGCAACACGGUUGACUGCCUUCGGCGCAAGCCCUACCGGGAACUGGUGGACCAGGACAUCCAGCCGGCGCGUUACCACAUUGCUUUUGGGCCCGUGGUGGACGGGGAUGUGGUGCCGGACGACCCGGAGAUCCUGAUGCAGCAAGGGGAGUUCCUCAACUACGACAUCCUCAUCGGUGUCAACCAGGGGGAAGGCCUGAAGUUCGUGGAGGACUCCAUGGAGAACGAGGAUGGCAUUUCGGCCAGCUACUUCGACUUCACCAUCUCCAACUUCGUGGACAACUUGUACGGAUACCCGGAGGGCAAGGACAUCUUGCGGGAGACCAUCAAGUUCAUGUACACGGAUUGGGCCGACCGGGACAACGGCGAGAUGCGGCGCAAGACCCUCCUGGCCCUCUUCACGGACCACCAGUGGGUGGCACCUGCCGUGGCCACCGCCAAGCUGCACGCCGAGUACCAGUCUCCCGUCUACUUCUACACCUUCUACCACCACUGCCAGACCGACACGCGGCCCGAGUGGGCAGACGCCGCCCACGGAGACGAGAUCCCGUACGUCUUUGGCGUGCCCAUGAUUGGAGCCACGGACCUCUUCCCGUGCAACUUCUCCAAGAACGAUGUCAUGCUGAGCGCGGUUGUCAUGACCUACUGGACCAAUUUUGCCAAGACUGGAGAUCCAAACCAGCCGGUUCCGCAGGACACCAAGUUCAUCCACACCAAACCCAACCGCUUCGAGGAGGUGGUCUGGACCAAGUUCAACACGAAAGACAAGCAGUACCUCCACAUCGGCCUCAAGCCCCGGGUGCGCGACAACUACCGGGCCAACAAGGUGGCCUUCUGGCUGGAGCUGGUGCCCCACCUCCACAACCUCCACGAGCCCCCCUACACCUCCACCACCACCCGCAUCCCGCCGGCCGUCACCCGCUGGCCCAGCACAGGGCCGCUGACCACCCGCCGACCCAUGCCCACGCUCCCCGUGGAUGAGGACGACGUGGUGCGGCCGCAGCGCUACGUGCCCUUCCCGGGAGACUCGCGGGACUACUCCACGGAGCUGAGCGUCACGGUGGCCGUGGGGGCCUCCCUCCUCUUCCUCAACAUCCUGGCCUUCGCCGCCCUCUACUACAAGCGGGACAAGCGGCACGAACUGCGGAGCGGGCGGCGGCUCAGCCCCCAGCGCAGCGCGGCCAACGACCUGGUGCACGGCGGGCAGGAGGAGGAGAUCAUGUCCCUCCAGAUCAAGCACUCGGAGCACGACGCCCAUGACCUGGAGCCCCUGCGGCCCCACGAGAUCCUGCGCCCCGCCUGCCCCCCCGACUACACCCUGGCCCUUCGCCGGGCCCCGGACGAUGUCCCCCUGAUGACCCCCAACACCAUCACCAUGAUCCCCAGCACGAUCACGGGCAUGCAAGCCCUGCACCCCUUCAACACCUUCCCCACCGGACACAAUAACACGCUCCCCCACCCUCAUUCCACCACCCGCGUAUAGUCGCCCUCCCCUCUGUACCCUUUCGGCCGCCCGGCAGCAGCGGUGGGGGUCCUCGCCCCGCUGCCCGGAAGGAGGGAGGCGCCUUUCCCCGCCAUGUUGGACGGGUCUUUUGUAUAACAUUCUGUGCGCGGGGAGGGGAAUGGCAAGGGGGCGGGGGGAGAGAGGCCGAGACCCCCCUCUCCUUCCAUCCGCAGGGUCCGGCGGUGCUCUGCCCGCUCUCGGUUUGAUGCCCACCCUUGGAGGCCAGAAACGGGCCGCAUGGAGGAUCGGUCCCCUGUUCAAGCAGAGAGAGAAAAUGAGAGAAAUAGGGGUGACGUUGAGACCGGGGUCCUUUCGGGGUCGCCAAAGGGGAAUGACGAGGAAGUGAAACAUCUCUGAUUUGGACAGAUCACAGGAAACCCGGUGCCAUUCCAACUGUGGGUCUGGGGUUCAGGCAAAAGCAGCGGUUGGAAAAGUAGACCUGCAAUCUUGUCUUCAUUUCCUCUCCUCCGGAUGGUGAAGACAACUUAUGAUAUAGGUGGAGGGGGGGGGCUGGGCAGGGGCCGAGAGCAAGAACGCCCCGUCCUCGGUUCACCUUGUUGGGAAAGGCAGCCGCUCUAUUGCUCAAAUGGUUCACGUCACGAGACACGCGACUGGGUUUGCUCAGAGGGUAAUGGAGAAGUCAACACUGAAAUGGGAGAGCGACGAGAACGGCACUUGUGUCUUCUCUCAGUGAGGAGGAGAACCACAUUCAGUGCACGGCACAUUCUGGGCACUGCCGAAUAUUCCUUUGUAGCCGAGAAGGAGUUAGCGUAAGGACAAAAGGUCAAUCCUCUUCCAUUCUGUAUACUUUUGCGCUUGCGUUGUAAUGUCAUUCCAAGGGAGCGAUGGCGUUGUGGGGCGGAAGAAGGUCACUGAGCAGGGAAGAGGGGUCGGCCUCCCUUCUGUCCUUCCCAAGGGGGCAGGAGGUCACAUCACAGUGCCUUCUUAGCACAGUCCAGAGAGAGAAGUGGGCCGCCUCCGCCUCGUCCCCUUGGCAUUCUCUCCAAUGCCUCCUCCUUCAUGGCAAACAUUUUGGUCACCAUUCGUUGGUCUUCUGGAACACAACGAUGCAUAGUUUUACCAAGAUAUAGUUCCUCCCAGAGCAGUGUUUCUCAACCUGGGGGUCGGGACCCCUGAGGGGGUCAUGAGGGGGUGUCAAAGGGGUUGCCAAAGACCAUCAGAAAACAUAGUAUUUUCUGGUGGUCAUUGGGAUUCUGUGUGGGAAGUCUGACCCAAUUCUAUUUUUGGUCGAGUUCAGAAGGCUCUUUGAUUGUAGGUGAACUAUAAAUCCCAACAACUACAACUCCCAAAUGUCAAGGUCUAUUUUCCCCAGACUCUACCAGUGUUCACAUUUGGGCAUAUGGAGUAUUCGUGUAGAGUUUGCCCCAGAUCCAUCAUUGUUUGAGUCCACAGUGAUCUCUGGAUGUAGGUGGACUACAACUCCAAAACCAAAGGACACUGCCCACCGAAUCCUGAGUAUUCGUGCCUAGUUUGGUCCAGAUCCAUCACUGCAUGAAUCCACAGCGCUCCUCUGGAUAUAGGUGAACUACAACUCCCAAUCUCAAGGCCAAUGCCCAUAAAACCUUUCCCGUGUUUUCUGUUGGUCAUGGGAGUUCUUUGUGCCAAGUUCAGUUUAAAUCCAUCGCUGGUGGAGUUCAGAAUGCUUUUUGAUUAUAGGUGAACUAUAAAUCCCAGCAACUACAACUCCCAAAUGACAAAAUCAAUCCUCCCCCAACCCCACUAGCAUUCACAUUUGGGCGUAUUGGGUAUUUGUUCUCAGUUUAGUCCAGUGAAUGAAAACACAUCCUGCAUAUCGGAUAUUUACAUUACGAUUUAUAACAGUACUAAAAUGACAGGUAUCAAGUAGCAACGAAAACAAUAUUAUGGUUGGGGGUCACCACAACAUAUGGAACGGCAUUAAGGGGUCCCGGCAUUAGCAAAGUUGAGAACCACUGUCCCAGAGGAUUGCCAGUUGUGGCAACUUAAUGGGCCUCUGAUAAGGUAACAGAAAACAAGAAAAAGGAGUAAAAGUCCAGAAUGAAAUUCAGAGAGGGUUUCAACCUGGGGUCAUGAGACCCUUCCUCUUCUUUGUUUAUCGGAGCUUGGCAGAGAGGGCAAGCCUUUGGUUUGAGGAACGCUGUUAUAAAAUCCUAGAAUCAAAGAGUUGGAAGAGACCUCAUGGGCCAUCCAGUCCAACCCAUUCUGCCAAGAAGCAGGAAUAUUGCAUUCAAAUCACCCCUGACAGAUGGCCACCCAGCCUCUGUUUAAAAGCUUCCAAAGAAGGAGCCUCCACCACACUCCGGGGCAGAGAGUUCCACUGUUGAAUGGCUCUCACAAUCAGGAAGUUCUUCCUCAUGUUCAGAUGGAAUCUCCUUUCUUGUACUUUGAAGCCGUUGUUCCGCGUCCUAGUCUCCAGGGAAGCAGAAAACAAGCUUGCUCCCUCCUCCCUGUGGCUUCCUCUCACAUAUUUAUACAUGGCUAUCAUAUCCCCUCUCAGCCUUCUCUUCUUCAGGCUAAACAUGCCCAGCUCCCCAAGCCGCUCCUCAUAGGGCUUGUUCUCCAGACCCUUGAUCAUUUGAGUCGCCCUCCUCUGGACACAUUCCAGCUUGUCAAUAUCUCUCUUGAAUUGUGGUGCCCAGAAUUGGACACAAUAUUCCAGGUGUGGUCUAACCAAGGCGGAAUAGAGCAUGGGGAGCAUGACUUCCCUAGAUCUAGACACUAGGCUCCUCUUGAUGCAGGCCAAAAUCCCCUUGGCUUUUUUUGCCGCCACAUCACAUUGUUGGCUCAUGUUUAACUUGUUGUCCACGAGGACUCCAAGAUCUUUUUCACACGUACUGCUCUCAAGCCAGGCAUGUCCCCCAUUCUGUAUCUUUGCAUUUUGUUUUUUCCUGCCAAAGUGGAGUAUCUUGCAUUUGUCCCUGUUGAACUUCAUUUUGUUAGUUUUGGUCAAUCAUCUCUCUAAACUGUCAAGAUCGUUUUGAAUCCUGCUCCUGUCCUCUGGAGUAUUGGCUAUCCCUCCCUAUUUGGUGUCAUCUAUUAGAACAAGGCCGAAAUUUGAGGGUGAGAAUGGGCACGGCACAAGGCAGUGGUUGGGAGACCAUGUUUAUUUUCCUCCCAUGUAUGUAUUUUCCCUCUUUCCA
Anolis sagrei ordinatus is the source of this 6005-nucleotide messenger RNA. Lineage: Eukaryota; Metazoa; Chordata; Lepidosauria; Squamata; Anolidae. The record is from RefSeq and is a predicted model, not a curated record.